UAGUUUUUUUAUAUCGCCCCUAUAAUUUUCUCAGAAGUGGAAUACGGUCCUACGGUGUUCGAGACAAACGGUCUUUGGAACUGGGACAAAACGUUUAGAAUGUCGGAUGAUGAAUUUCACGGUUUCGACGAGGAAGAAGAUGGGGCUCGGGCCCUACCCAACGAUGAGGAAGAGGAUCGUCUGUUAGCCAGGUUGAUGCGCAAAUUGAUGACGGAACGAGUGCUUGGUCUCGAAACGAAUGAAGAACGCCGAGAACGCAGUCUCCAUCCCGAAGAGGUUAAAAAGCUCUUGCCAACAUUUGCCAGUGGAAAGGACGUGAAAAAGUGGUGCGCAAACGUGAAUCAUUUUAAGAUGAUGUAUAAUUGGACUGAUCAGACUACGUUACUAUACGCUAGCUGCCAACUAGAAGGAGCCGCAAGAGAAUGGUAUAAAAGCGUUCAAACGAAAAUUGCAACAUGGACCCAAUUCCAGAUGAGUAUCCAAACAGCGUUUCCAGAUGACGACAAUGAAGCGGAAAUCCAUUUGGUUAUGUCAGACAUUUGCAAGCAGAAGACAGAAAGCUACGAACACUACGUCUUCAGAGCGGAAGCACUGGCUGCUAGAGGCCAUAUGAGUGAACAGGCCAAGGUUACGUAUAUUAUUAGAGGGCUUUCAUUGGAUCCAAUAUACGAUCAGAUAUCUUCCAACCGUUUCGGAAGUUGCCUCGAGUUGCUUAAUCGAAUACGCUGGUGUGAAUCAAAUAAUACCAUUCGGCGAAAGCGCUCAGCAUUAACAACAACGACUGAAGGAGCAUCGAAGCAACAAAACACCAAUGCAGCGGCGGUCAAAAGUGGACAAAACAAUCGAAAAUGCUUCAAUUGCAACGCGUUGGGACACGUUUCAGUUGACUGCAAAUUACCGCAGCGCUUACCUCGCUGCUUAAAAUGUCAUCGCACAGGGCAUGAAGAGAGGCAGUGCAUCCAGCAGUUCCAGCAGCCCAGUAACCCGAAGCCACAACUACAACGACAGCGCCCGGCACAACAAAUUACGAACCUAGUUGAAUGUACAACGGAAGCCGAUCUCGAUGUAGAUGAAAAUGGACAAUUCCUUGGGCACCUGGAUCAGGACGACAAGACCGAGCUCAACGAUUAUCUGUAGAGAAACGGUAUCUUGAGUACAUGGCUGAACUGAAUGAUGAGGACGAACGUAAUCUACUCGAAAUUCGACAAAAUGCAGCGGCUAACGUGAAGCGUGUUCAGGAAUACAACAAACAAUAUUACGAUAGCAGAGUUACGAAUAAUACGAUUUAUAAAGAAGAUGACUUGGUCGUUAUUAGAAAUGUAGGAUCAGUGGGAGAAAACCAAAAAUUAAAACCAAAAUACAAGGGACCAUAUAUAGUCAGAAAAGUUCUAGAUCGCAAUAGAUACGUGUUAUCCGAUGUGGAUGGCUUCCAAGUAACAAAUCGCCCGUUUUUAGGAAUUUUCGACCCGAGUAAUAUGAAACUAUACCAAAAAGCUACUUUGGCUGACAGUUCUUUGGUUGAGAGUAGCUCUGACGAAUCUAGUUAAACGUAUUUAAGAUGAGCAAGUUGAAAACUUCUUUUAUUGAGGUCAAUAAAAUGGUCAGGAUGGUCGAACUGUAGUAGAGGAAAAAAAAAAUAAUAACCCUGUUAUAGAACAGACUUAAUCAAAUGUAAUUACAACCCUGUUAUGUCGCAGUAGCUAUAUUCUAGCAGUUACAGCAGUUUAAAAAUAAGAGAACAAAGAAAACGGUUUUUCUUCAGAACUAAUACGUUUUUUGUGAGAAGCUGUAAUAAAUAAAAGUUGUCCCGUAAAGUAGUUUUUUUUUAUCGCC
Molecule: messenger RNA, 1833 nt
Organism: Wyeomyia smithii (pitcher-plant mosquito)
Lineage: Eukaryota; Metazoa; Arthropoda; Insecta; Diptera; Culicidae
Exons: 2
Coding region: 100-1137 (345 amino acids)
Molecular function (GO): nucleic acid binding; zinc ion binding
Source: RefSeq, a predicted model, not a curated record